GAGAGCGCCAGGGCUCCCGCCUUUCGGGUACGCCUCGCGGGCAACCGGCAGCGCGAGAACGAGGGCCGCGUGGAGGUGUUCUACAACAACGCCUGGGGCACCGUGUGCGACGACGAUGUGGACCUGAACCUGGCCACCGUCGUGUGCCGAGAGGUGGGCUUCGAGCGAGGUCUCACCUGGGCGCACAGCGCCAAGUUCGGGGAAGGACAAGGCAUAAUCUGGCUGGACAACGUGCGCUGUGUCGGCACUGAGCGGUCGCUGGGCGAGUGCCGCUCCAACGGCUGGGGGGUCAAUGACUGCACGCACGCCGAGGACCUGGGCAUCAUCUGCAGCCGCGAGCGACGCUCCAACUCCCCGCGGCGCACGGAGCAGCCGCCACCUGCCGCCCCCCCGGCCCCGCUGCCCGACCGGCCCCGGAGGAGGGGCCACGAGAUCGCCCUGCAUCGGAGCCAGGGCUCGCCGCGGCAGGGGACGAACAACCAGGGCCCCCUGGAGCGCCGGGGCCACGACAUCCAGCUGCGGGGGGGCUACGAUAACGCCCUGUCGCGGGGUUAUGAGCACCGGCCGCCGCGCGGACACGAGAUCCCUGCCAGGCUGGGGAACGGCGGCUCGUACCGGCAGACCCACGAAGGGCAAUUUGUUACUGCAAUGUUGCACUGGGGUUAUCGUGUGUCAUUGCAGCAAUGUUGUGAGAACAUUACGGUGAAUAACGGAGCUGAGUCUUUUCACCCUCAGGGGCAGAAUAAGGUGAGUCUCGAGGAGGUGAGGCUGAAACCCGUCCUGACGGCCACUAGGAGCAAUGGCUUGGUGACGGAGGGCGUGGUGGAAGUGAAGCACGCUGGGAGGUGGCGUCACGUGUGUGACCGGGGCUGGGACCUCAGCAGCAGCCGCGUGGCCUGCGGCAUGCUGGGAUUCCCCGCAGCGGAGCAGCAUGAUGUCGCCCUGUACCGAAAAGCAUGGGAUACGAAGAUGGCUGAUCCAUCCACUAGGCUCAGCACCUUGGCCAGUAAGAAGGGCUACUGGGUGGAGAAGGUGAACUGCAAGGGCACGGAGAACGGCCUGGCUCAGUGCCACGCCCAGCUGUCCAUCCCGCGGCAGGACACGCCCUGCCUGAACGGCAUGCACGCCGUGGCCCGCUGCGUCCUGGGGGCCCAGUUCUCCCGCAUGUCCGGGAGGUCCCAGCAGCCCUACGUUGUGCAGCCAGUGGUGCGGUUGAAGGCAGGACCCCGUCUGGGUGAGGGGCGAGUGGAGGUGCUUCGGGAGGGGAAAUGGGGCACGGUGUGCGACCACCUCUGGGACUUGACCGCCGCCAGUGUGGUGUGCAGGGAGCUGGGGUUCGGCACUGCCAAGGAAGCCCUGACCCGCGCUCACAUGGGCCAAGGGACGGGCCCCAUCCACAUGAACUCGGUCCAGUGCACCGGGAGAGAGCGCUCCAUCAUGCAGUGCCAGUACCAGGAGGUGCAGGUCAGGACCUGCAGACACACGCAGGACGCGUCCGUCCGCUGCAACGUUCCCCAGACGGGCCUGGAGGCCACGGUGCGGCUGGCCGGGGGGCGUGAGCGGGCUGAGGGCCGCGUGGAGGUGCUAAUGGACGUGGGUGGGCAGAGGCGAUGGGGAUCGGUCUGCAGUGAGAACUGGGGCAUCAACGAGGCCAUGGUGGUGUGCCACCAGCUGGGCUUCGGGUUUGCCUCUCGUGCCCACCAGGAGACGUGGUACUGGCCCGGAGACCCCAGUGCCAGCGAGGUGCUUCUGAGUGGGACCCACUGCGUCGGGACCGAACUCUCCAUCCAGCAGUGCCGCAGGAACGGCCAGGUGUACUGCCCGCGGGGAGGCGGAACCAGGGCAGCCGGGGUCACCUGUGUGGAGACGGCCCCUGACCUGGUGCUGGACGCCCAGCUGGUCCAGGAGACGGCCUACCUGGAGGACCGGCCGCUGCACCUGCUGACCUGUGCCAACGAGGAGAACUGCCUGUCGUCCUCGGCGGCACGCAUGCACUGGCCCUACGGACACCGCCGCCUCCUGCGCUUCUCCUCCCGCAUACACAACCUGGGCCGGGCCGACUUCCGCCCCCGCGCCUCCCGCGAGUCCUGGGUGUGGCACCAGUGCCACCGACACUAUCACAGCAUCGAGGUGUUCACGCACUACGACCUCCUGACCCUGAACGGCACGAAGGUCGCCGAGGGCCACAAAGCCAGCUUCUGCCUGGAGGACACCACCUGCCCCGAUGGACUGCAGAAACGCUUUGCUUGCUACAACAUGGGGGAGCAGGGAAUUUCAGUGGGGUGCUGGGACACCUACCGCCACGACAUCGACUGCCAGUGGGUCGACAUCACAGACAUCACGCCAGGGGACUACAUCUUCCAGGUCGAGGUUAACCCCUCAUUGGACAUGGCCGAGUCUGACUUCCUGAAUAACGUGAUGCGCUGCCGCUGCAAGUAUGAUGGGAACCGGGUCUUCAUGUACGGCUGCCACACAGGAGACGCUUACAGCGCUGAGAUUGAGGACCUGUUUGAGCACCGACAGCAGAUCUCCAACAACUUCAUCUAA
Messenger RNA from Megalops cyprinoides (Indo-Pacific tarpon), 2547 nucleotides. RefSeq names its product lysyl oxidase homolog 4-like. The record is from RefSeq and is a predicted model, not a curated record. NCBI's taxonomy places the organism in Eukaryota, Metazoa, Chordata, Actinopteri, Elopiformes, Megalopidae. Gene Ontology annotation, molecular function: copper ion binding; protein-lysine 6-oxidase activity. Gene Ontology annotation, cellular component: membrane. Gene Ontology annotation, biological process: peptidyl-lysine oxidation. The annotation marks the transcript as partial. The transcript is spliced from 15 exons.